UCCAACACCCCCAUCCUCCUCUCUCCACCUCGCACUCCCUCUCCCUCUUUUCACUCCCUCUUGCUUCGUCCUGGCUGCCUUCACCCUAUUUGUACAUAGUCAUCUUCACCAUCCCCUGGUCCAACUGGGCCUGUUUCAUUUUGCACAGCACAUUCCAUAUUUUCAUUCAUAUCUCUGAAUCAACAAAAAAAAAAAAAAAAAAAAAAGAAUUAGUACCUCUGAUACCACUGAACACCCUCGAUACCACUGAAUACCAUCCAUACCAUUGAAUACCAUCCCUCUCCCAACAAUGCAUGCUAUCCGUGGCCAAGCUCUCCCUUCCAGCUUCCCUGCACUCCCUGACCAUCUGACCGCCCCCAUCACCAGCGGCGGAAAGAAAAAGUCCUCGUCCUUCUCUACCGCAUCUUCGUCCGCCCACUCGUCGCAUGACCAUCUCGAUGGACGCGGUAAGGCUGCGGCCAAGGACAAGAACGACAAGAACGGCACCAAGGAUAUCAGCAGAAUGAUGGUCAGCGCCAGCCUGAUGACAUCGACAGCCUUCCUUGGGCCAUCUGCCGCGUUGUCUUCGCCUUUGCCCGCAGGACAGCGCGAUCGAAGCAGCAGCAUUGCCAGCCAGCGGAGCAUUGCCAGCCAGCGAAGCACUGCCAGCAGCACCCUAUCCUCCAGCCUCAGUGUCGGGCCAAGCCAUCAGCAGCUGCAACAGGAACAACAACAGAGCCGAUUGCCAUCCUUUUUCAGACGUCGAAAGCACUCCUCCGCUUCUUCCUCGUCCUCGUCCUCCACUCUGCAGACCUCCUCCUCCUCCCUCUCCUCGCAACACCACGUCCACGCCCACGCCCUGCAGCAGCACACUAUCAUCAUGGUUCCCCAACACGACAUCCACAUCGUCUGGCCAUACCCCGUCCCCAGCGGGAACGCAUACAUCGCCGGUACCUGGUCUGUCCCCGGGCACGGGCCAUGGGAGAAGCUGCCCAUGACCCGCAUCGCCGGUACAGACACCUUCGAAAUCCAUCUCGACGUCCAAGAGGUCGAAGACAUCUCCGACUAUCUCGACGACGACGGAUAUCUCCACCAUGAGCUGCUGGACCACCACCAUCCACACGAUCAGUCCUCCUCCACCCCUUCCUCCCCUGCAUCCACCCAACCUGCACACCUCUCCAAACGCAAGCGCAUUGCCCGGUUCUUUGGCCGAUCGCGAUCCUCCUCCACAUCGACACCCUCUACACUAGACUCCUCCCGAGAUCUCCAUAUCGACCUCCCUUAUCACCAUCAGAGCAAGGAUGGCAUUAUCUUGCCCUUGAUGCGGGAGUACCGCUAUCAAUUCAAGUUUGUGAUCGAUGACGAGUGGAAAUGCGAUCCCCACCGACACCAAGUAUGGGAUAACGAGGGGCAUUGCAACCACGAACUCGUCGUCGACCUAAUCGAACAGAUCCAACUGUCCCCAUCCCCCAACCGCAGCCGUAGCUCGAGCAUCCAGAGUCAGCAAGAGAAUGUCGAGACCGCGGCAAGUCAAACCAUCCCUCAAGUGUUGGUCGAAGAAGCCCCUAAUCCUGCGACAACAUCUGAUGGGGAUACAGCUGUCACUGCUGUCGCCCUUGACUCUUCACCCACACCCCCUGCUUCUGAUCAGGAUGGCAGAAUUUCCACAUCUACAGAUGAGCACAUGCUCGAGCCAGCCGUCGCUGCUGCUAUUGUUGCCGACCCCUUAUCUGCGCCUGCUGCUCUCGCUACCAACUCUGAGCGAGAGAUAGGUGCACCAGAGAACCUCGAUGCCAAUGCUUCCAGCGUAGACGAAUCACUGCCACAGAUCACUGCGCAGCCGGUCGGCGUGCUUGCCCAGGAACUAUCGAUUGAGGAGACUGCAGAGAACGUCGAGUCUGAGGCUAAAGUCGAGACCGAGGUGACCCAUUCUGUGGAGGAAGAGGGUUUGACAGCUGCUGAGGAGCCAACGCUUACUGCGGUCAUUGCCCCUGAGCACGUCCCUGAGCACGUCCCUGCAGAUGAAACCAUCGAUGCAGCAGAGCCUGCUCCUGCUCCUACUCCUGCUCCUACUCCUGCUCCUACUCCUGCUCCUGCUCCUGCAACUAUUCCAUUGUCGUAUGCCGCUGCGGUCCAGUCACGCGCUGCAGUCGAGCCCAAGCCUGAGCCAUUCGUUUUGCAAGCCGCCGCCAAUCCUGAAGAGCAUCACAGCCCUACUGUGGCUCGUCAUCACAGCAACAAAUCCUUCAGAGCUGUACAGCUCGAGGUCGUGACCGAUACCAGUGCUACAGCCUAUUCCCAGGUCCCAUCACCACCUCUGACUCCGAACACGGUCUCUGAGAAGAACACAUCGUUAGAAGAACAGGACUCUGAUGUUGAGAGCAUUGAUUUGUCUGUGUUGUUGACGCCUCGGUCGGAGGCGUCUGCUUCGACGACCAAGCUAUCGGUCUUUAGUGAAAUUUCGGUGGAGAGCGAUAAUGAGACGAUGGAUGUGUUGAAUGAUCAUGCGAUGGAGAAGAAGACGAAGACGACCAACGUUGGCAGUUCUGAUGCUGAUUCUGCUGAGAAGAAGCUACUGCCAGAGACAUAUCCGAACUUGCUGUGGAGUAUUUGCAAGACUACGGUCGUCGUCUCUGCUGCCGUGGUGGUCCUUGGCUUCGGAAUCGGACGCAAGAGGGACUAAAAGCGAUGGGUUGUCGAGACUCAACUCUUUCUCUUCCUCUUGUUUCUUUCUUGUCUUGUUGUCUUGUGAGAUAGGGUUGAAUCCCAUUAGUAGUUAUGGUUUCUGCUUUGCAAUAGUUUUUAGGUCUGUAGUACUCAUAUAUACGAUAUAAGA
Molecule: messenger RNA, 2815 nt
Organism: Gamsiella multidivaricata
Lineage: Eukaryota; Fungi; Mortierellomycota; Mortierellomycetes; Mortierellales; Mortierellaceae
Exons: 3
Coding region: 290-2662 (790 amino acids)
Source: RefSeq, a predicted model, not a curated record